UGGUCUGGGGCCGGCGUAAAGAUGAGAGCGCAGAGGAUACAGGGCCGCUGGAGGCGCAGGUAACGAAGCUGGGAUACGGUGGGGCCGCCGCAGAGCUUCUUCCAAGACUUGUGCUGAAUGGAGAGAACCGAGGCGACUACGAGCCCCGGCUCCUAGCGGCGGGACUGCUGCCGGAGCCGCAGCUGCCGGGCGAAGAUGUGUCGAGCCCCGGCCGCACGGUGAAGCUGAGAGCCUUCGGGCCCCAGCAGUUCUGGGGCCCGGGAUGAGUUAGCGAGGGCAGCCGCGCGGGCCAGUUCCGACUGCUACAGGCCAAGGAGACGACAGCUGCCCACCCGCCUCUUCCGUGCAGAAGCCGCUAGCUCCUUUCCGCACCCUCCUGCCAGCGUUCCCGGCUCAGGAGACCAUGAGGUUCCGUAUCUACAAGCGGAAGGUGCUGAUCCUGACGUUAGUAGUGGCCGCCUGCGGCUUCGUUCUCUGGAGCAGCAAUGGGCGACAAAGGAAGAACGAGGCCCUCGCCCCGCCGCUGCUGGACGCUGAGCCCGCGCGUGCUGCUGGUGGUCGGGGUGGGGACCAUCCCCCAGUGUCCAUGGGCAUCCGUCGGGUCUCCAACGAGUCAGCGGCCCCGCUGGUCGCGGUGGCCCCGCCCGAGGCGGACAACUUGACGCUGCGGUACCGGUCCCUGGUGUACCAGCUGAACUUUGACCAGACGCUGAGGAAUGUAGAUAAGGCCGGUUCCUGGGCCCCUCGAGAGCUGGUGCUGGUGGUCCAGGUACAUAACCGGCCCGAUUACCUCAAACUGCUGCUAGACUCACUUCGGAAAGCCCAGGGCAUUGACAAUGUCCUCGUCAUCUUUAGCCAUGACUUCUGGUCGACUGAGAUCAAUCAGCUGAUCGCUGCUGUGGAUUUCUGUCCUGUUCUGCAAGUGUUCUUUCCUUUCAGCAUUCAGUUGUACCCCAACGAGUUUCCGGGCAGUGACCCUAGAGAUUGCCCGAGAGAUCUGGAGAAGAAUGCAGCUUUGAAGAUGGGAUGCAUUAAUGCAGAGUAUCCUGACUCCUUUGGCCAUUAUAGAGAGGCCAAGUUCUCCCAAACCAAACACCAUUGGUGGUGGAAGCUGCAUUUUGUAUGGGAAAGGGUCAAAAUUCUUCGAGACUAUGCUGGCCUCAUACUUUUCCUAGAGGAGGAUCACUACUUAGCCCCAGACUUUUACCAUGUCUUCAAAAAGAUGUGGAAAUUAAAGCAACAAGAGUGCCCUGAGUGUGAUGUUCUUUCCCUAGGAACCUAUACUGCCAGUCGAAGUUUCUCUGGCAUUGCUGACAAGGUAGACGUGAAAACUUGGAAAUCCACAGAGCACAAUAUGGGUCUAGCCUUGACCCGGGAUGCCUAUCAGAAACUGAUGGACUGCACAGACACUUUCUGUACUUAUGAUGAUUAUAACUGGGACUGGACUCUUCAAUAUUUGACUGUAUCUUGUCUUCCAAAAUUCUGGAAAGUGCUAGUUCCUCAGGUACCUAGGAUUUUUCACGCUGGAGACUGUGGUAUGCACCACAAGAAAACCUGUAGACCAUCAACCCAGAGUGCCCAAAUUGAGUCACUCUUAAAUAGUAACAAACAGUACAUGUUUCCAGAAACUCUAAGUAUCAGUGAGAAGUUCAUGGCAGCGAUUUCCCCACCUAGGAAAAAUGGAGGGUGGGGAGAUAUUAGAGACCAUGAACUCUGUAAAAGUUAUAGAAGACUGCAGUGAAAAAGAAAAACACAAUUACAAAAGCAAAAGUGACAGUCUUCUAUUUUUGAUAUUUGUCCCAACAGGACAGACAGUUGAAUAAAAGAGUUUAAGGUUUGGGUUUCUGCUUUAAUACAAAAAAAUUCUUGUAAAUGUGUCCAAUUAUAGUAAUCUUUUUCCUUUAUGUCUGAUUAAUCAAAGAUUUAAAACAAGUUUUAAUUUUGGGAGUUGGAUUUUAAAGCUUAGUCUGUGUAUCUGCUAAAGCUAAUCAUUACUCUGAGAGAAGAGGAGGAAUUUUAUUUAAAUUGCAUCUAUUAAUCUUUUUACCUGGAACUUGGUAUACAUUUCCAUUUUCAAAUUUAUUUAAAGUUGUCAUAGUAGUAACAAGUAUUACCAUGAAAUUGUUAAGUAUUAAUGGAACAAUCCCAGUUUCACUCCACACAGUUACUAGAAAAGGAUUGCUUCACUGGUUUUAUAAUUCAAAAGUUAUGUUUGUUAAACACCCUGUCAAAACAGAGUCAAUAUAAGUAUUACAGAUUCCUGUAUUAUUGUGUUAAGAUUUGCCUGUGCUUUGGAACCUUCGUAGAACACACUUUCUUUUGGAAUGUAUUUGAUAAGAAAAUUUUAACACUGUUUUCACCUCAAUGUAGAAAUACAGUGGGUUUUUUUUUUCUUUUAGUGCUGCCAAAAUAAAAUAAUCAUUUUUGCAUAAA
This is a messenger RNA of Phyllostomus hastatus (greater spear-nosed bat), 2433 nucleotides long. It is a transcript of the gene MGAT2, whose product is annotated as alpha-1,6-mannosyl-glycoprotein 2-beta-N-acetylglucosaminyltransferase. Gene Ontology annotation, cellular component: Golgi stack; Golgi membrane. Gene Ontology annotation, biological process: oligosaccharide biosynthetic process; protein N-linked glycosylation. Bases 404 to 1741 code for a protein of 445 amino acids. Lineage: Eukaryota; Metazoa; Chordata; Mammalia; Chiroptera; Phyllostomidae. The record is from RefSeq and is a predicted model, not a curated record. The transcript has a single exon. Gene Ontology annotation, molecular function: alpha-1,6-mannosylglycoprotein 2-beta-N-acetylglucosaminyltransferase activity.